UUUAUAUAAAUAUCUCUAUAAAUCUUAAUUUUUAAUCUGAAAAACACUAGUAUAAGCACCCUGACGCUGGUCGUCAAAAAUCCACUCACAUUAUUGUCCGGAUUUAUGUGAAGACGGUCUCAAUUAAUUUUAUAGGUUCACAUACCACCUAUAAACAAAUCUUAUGUCUGAAUAUGUUUGGAUAAAAGUGUUGUUAAGAAUCUUCAGAUAAGUAUAUUAUGUCAAAAGGAAAAUGUUGUCUUUCUAAAUUUAAUCAUGACUUUUAUGAUUAUUAAAACUAUCAUUCUGUGUGUAUAUGUGACACGGUAAUGUUCAACUAAGUUCAUAUUUGAUAUUCAAUUUGAUAUGCUCUUCCAGUUAAACUUUCCUCUGUUAUUUGAUAUUGUUCAAAUUAGAGAAUGACUUAAAAAAAAACUAAUAAACUAAUCACCAACUCGAGAUCUGAUAAUAAUCUUUGACAGAUACUUGGGUUUAUGCCUCAAAUAUCAGAUAAAUACUAAUUUGUUAAGAGCUUGUCAACAAUAUUUACUCAAUAAUAGUUUAUGUUUAUAUUAAAGUUUGUGUUUUUCAUCGUUCAUUUUUGCAAUUUAUUAGUCCAUAUUAAAAUAAUAAUCAAUAGCUAUUGAAGUUAAAAGUAUGAGGGAACUUUUUUUAUACAUUUAUACAUUACGUUUACAUGAAAUACGUUAAUACAUAUCCUAUCUUUUCAAAUAAGUAAAUAAACCUUUGUUUGUUUGUAAUCUAAAAACCGCUCUUAACAAGUACCACGACUCGGCGUACGACCUUGAUGCGGAAUCAAAUUUAAUAAUAUAAUGAUCGCAUAGUUUACAAUUGAACGUGCCGGUGUUAACAUGGGGGACAUUAAAAAUAUCAGCGAGGCUCUCCAAGAACACUUACAAAUCGAUGAAGAAAUACGUAACUGUGCAACUGGACCAUUAACUGCAGCUGGUGACAAUUACGGCGGCAUUAUUUUAAAAGCGAACAUAGAAAUCCACAACAAGAGGACAAAAUCCGACCGAACACUUCAAGCAAUCGUGAAGUUAAUACCCGAAAAUGAGUUUUUAAGGCAAAUUUUUAACUCUAAUGUUACUUUUAAAAAUGAAAUCGAGUUCUACAGAACGGUGAUACCGUUGCUGCAAAACUUCCAAAGAGAUAAUGGGAUGGACGUUGCGGAUUACUUUCCCACAUACUAUGGAUCCAAAAUAAGUUUCGAUGCAGAUGGGAACAUUAAGGACGAUUCAGUGUUAAUUUUGGAGAACUUAAAAGUGAAAAAUUUUACUGUAGACGAUCGACUGCGUGGAGUGGACUUAGCAACGGCUAAAUUGACGUUAAAAAAUCUAGCCAACCUCCAAGCAACUGUUGUGGCAUUUAAACUGAAGUUUCCGCAAGUUUUCCAAGAAAAAGUUUGCCCAUACUUAGGUGGCGCCUUAAUGCAAACCGCAUUGCCGGAAGUUGUGUACCAAAAACAGAAAAAGGACUGUUUCAAAAUACUAUCUGAGAAUGAUGAACUUGUUCACUUGAAGGCUAAAAUCGACGGCAAAUUUGAGAUGCCCAAAGUGUAUCCGCCACGGGAACCUUGGGCGACUAUCGUUCAUGCAGAUUUGUGGGUCAAUAACACCAUGACCAGAAUUGUAAACAAUAAUCCGGUAGAAAUAAAACUUAUCGACUUCCAAACUAUCCAACUGGCGUCACCAGCUGAUGAUCUACUCAUGUACAUUUUUACAAGUUUACGAAACGAGUUGUUGGAAGAAAAUUUGGAAUUACUCUUGAAGUACUACUAUGAUGAGUUCAUUGCCACCUUAACCAGUCUGAAGUGUGCCACUGGACCAUUCACGUAUGAGUCAUACAAAAGGGAAAUCCACACCGCCUUCAAAGAUUGGCAGUUCAAUCACAUUGUUUCAAUGUGCUAUCCAGUGUUUAAAACUGGAAUGAAAGAAGAGCAGAUGAAGGAAUUUACUCACGAGACGUUGAUGGAGGAAGAAGAAUUGAGCGACGAACAUAAAAACAAGAUAAAAACGAUUUUACCAAUCUUUGAAAAAUUAGGUUGGAUUUAAUAAUGUAUAUUAGUGUGAUAAAAUAUAAUUAUUUUAAAUUAUGUGUUUCUAAUUUG
This is a messenger RNA of Aethina tumida (small hive beetle), 2110 nucleotides long. RefSeq lists its product as uncharacterized. The transcript has a single exon. NCBI's taxonomy places the organism in Eukaryota, Metazoa, Arthropoda, Insecta, Coleoptera, Nitidulidae. The record is from RefSeq and is a predicted model, not a curated record. Bases 852 to 2054 code for a protein of 400 amino acids.